AUGGUUCUCACCAUGCUGGGGGCUUUGUACCCCAGAGCUGGCCUGAGCCUGUUCCUCCUCUACCUCGUCCUGGCAGCUGCACUCCUCGGCCCCCAGCCUCUGAGGUCUCAGAGGUCUGUUCCUGAGGAGUUGUCAGGUCCCCUGGAACUCUCGGAACCCCUUUCCGGCCUGGUGGAUGAUUAUGGGGUCCGACCUAAGCACCCGUGGCCCCAUGGGCCUCGGCCCCUGCUCUCUCGAGCUCAGCAGCGCAAGCGGGACGGGCCAGACAUGGCUGAGUACUAUUACGACGCCCACCUGUGA
Molecule: messenger RNA, 300 nt
Organism: Chrysochloris asiatica (Cape golden mole)
Lineage: Eukaryota; Metazoa; Chordata; Mammalia; Afrosoricida; Chrysochloridae
Gene: FREY1
Product: chromosome unknown open reading frame, human C11orf94
Exons: 3
Coding region: 1-300 (99 amino acids)
Source: RefSeq, a predicted model, not a curated record